CGUAUUAGGGCUUUUUCAUGGCAUGAUAACACGUCAAAUGAACAUGAACAAACUUUACCAUAAGUAAAUUUACCUAACUUUGCACUUGCCGCGGGUUGUAUCACAGCAACUCGACCGCAAUCGCGAAGCAAGUGAAACUCGUAUUUGGUGGAUGAAAAAUAGUUCUUCGAAAUAUGCUUAUUACUGCCACAAAUUAAGUGUUGCAUGCUUCUCUUCGCCUCGAUAUAUAGUAAAUGGAUCGAGUUAUUAGACAAAGUUUCCUAAGAUGCAUUUGGAAGUAUGCUGGCUGUCGUCGGUUACCAGUAAACUGUCGGUCAGUAAAUGCUACCGUUUUUUCAGUAAAACGUUGCUAUAGUUGGACAGGUAACGAAAUGCUGGAGAAUGAUGAUCCUGAAAUGUAUGCCUUGAUUUGUCGGGAGAAGGAAAGACAGAGAAAUGGCUUGGAAUUGAUUGCAUCAGAGAACUUUUGCAGCAGGGCAGCCUUGCAAGCUUUAGGUUCGUGUUUGAAUAACAAGUACUCUGAAGGAUAUCCUAAGAAAAGAUAUUAUGGUGGUAAUGAAUUUAUUGAUAAAAUUGAAGAGUUGGUGCAGAAAAGGGCUUUGAAAGCAUUUAACCUUGAUCCCAAAUGGGGUGUUAAUGUUCAACCAUAUUCUGGCUCUCCUGCAAACUUUGCAGUUUAUACUGGCUUACUCAAACCUCAUGAUCGUAUUAUGGGACAAGAUCUCCCUCACGGUGGACACUUAACUCAUGGCUUUAUGACAGAUAAGAAAAGAAUAUCAGCAACAUCCAUAUAUUUUGAGUCAAUGCCCUAUCGCUUAAAUGAGGAGACUGGUUAUAUUGAUUAUGACAAACUAGAAGAGACUGCUAAAUUAUUUCGUCCUAAAAUAAUCAUUGCUGGGGCAAGUGCAUAUUCCAGGCUCAUUGACUAUAAAAGAAUGAGAGAGAUUUGCGAUCAGGUGAAUGCAUAUUUGUUGGCUGAUAUUGCACACAUCAGUGGAUUAAUUGCAGCUAAGGUUAUACCCAGUCCUUUUGAGUAUGCUCACGUUGUCUCAUCUACAACACACAAGACAUUACGCGGAGCACGUUCCGGAAUCAUCUUUUAUCGUAUUGGGGAAAAAAGUACAAACAAGAAAACUGGCAAAAAAAUCAUGUAUGACAUUAAAGAAAAGAUCGAUUUUGCUGUAUUUCCUUCGCUGCAAGGAGGCCCCCAUAACCAUGCUAUUGCUGGUGUUGGUGUUGCUUUGAAGCAGGCGAUGGAGCCACAUUUUAUUGAUUAUCAAACUCAAGUUUUGAAGAAUGCGAAAUCAAUGGCUGAUGCGUUGAUCGAUCGUGGUUACGAUUUAGUUUCAGGUGGAACUGACAAUCAUCUUGUUCUCGUUGAUUUGAAAUCAAAGGGUAUUGAUGGAGCGCGUGUCGAGCGCGUGUUAGAAUUGUCUGCCAUAACAACUAACAAGAAUACUUGUCCCGGAGACAAAAGUGCGUUGGUGCCAGGAGGAUUGCGUUUAGGUGCUCCAGCACUGACAUCGAGAAAUUUUAAAGAAGACGAUUUUGUUCAAGUUGUUAAGUUCCUGGAUGAUGGUGUUAAAAUUGCUCUUGAAGCACAAAGUGGGACUGGAACCUCUUUGGCAGAUUUUCGAGCGUAUAUUGAAGAAAAUUCGACGUCGAAAGAGAAAAUCAGUCAGCUGAAGGAAAGAGUGGAGACGUUUGCCAAGGAAUUUCCUUUGCCGGGUUUUGACAAAACUUAGCUUAACGUUUUAGUUAUUUUCUUCAAUUUCCAAGUCUUACUCUAUGAACAAAUUUCUGAAACAUGACUACGAAGUACAGAGCACAAAAUUGGUCUCUUUCAAUUUUAUCUUAUCUUACUUACGAAAAACAUAUAAAUGUAAUGAAUAAAUAGGUUUGUGAAGCAUGCUAAAACGUAGAUGCAUUAAUUGACUUACUAAUAUUUUGUAAAAAGCCAACUUUCCGGAGCCUUAGCGAUAUUUCCAAAAAACUUCAAACGACUUUCAUAAGCAAAUAAGAUCGUCAUAUCUUAGUUGACAUUGUACGACAAGAAGAGAAAUUCUUUUUGAUACACGAA
Messenger RNA from Xenia sp. Carnegie-2017, 2080 nucleotides. RefSeq names its product serine hydroxymethyltransferase, mitochondrial-like. Lineage: Eukaryota; Metazoa; Cnidaria; Anthozoa; Malacalcyonacea; Xeniidae. Gene Ontology annotation, molecular function: glycine hydroxymethyltransferase activity; pyridoxal phosphate binding; protein homodimerization activity. The record is from RefSeq and is a predicted model, not a curated record. Gene Ontology annotation, biological process: protein homotetramerization; purine nucleobase biosynthetic process; tetrahydrofolate interconversion. Gene Ontology annotation, cellular component: cytosol; nucleus; cytoplasm.